Messenger RNA from Colletotrichum siamense, 855 nucleotides. It is a transcript of the gene lxr4-3, whose product is annotated as L-xylo-3-hexulose reductase. The transcript has 2 exons. Gene Ontology annotation, molecular function: oxidoreductase activity, acting on the CH-OH group of donors, NAD or NADP as acceptor. NCBI's taxonomy places the organism in Eukaryota, Fungi, Ascomycota, Sordariomycetes, Glomerellales, Glomerellaceae. Bases 1 to 855 code for a protein of 284 amino acids. The record is from RefSeq and is a predicted model, not a curated record.
AUGUCGUCUCGUCCCUUAGAAGGCAAACUAGCUGUCGUCACAGGAGCCUUUCGCGGUAUUGGCGCAGCAAUUACCAAGCACCUAGCUGCAAAAGGAGCUAAUGUCCUGGGCGUUUACACCUCCGACUCGUCGACGCAGUCAGCAAACGACUUGAUCAACGCACUUCAAGAGGCACAUGGUGUCAGAAUCGUUGCAGUGCAAGCGGACCUGAGCGAUUCGGAAGAAUCUCCACGUCGCAUUGUCGAGGCAGCCCAAGCUAUGUUCGGCCACUCCGAGAACUUGACCGUCAAUAUCUUAGUCAACAACGCGGGAGUCGGUGGAGACUACCCAUUAGGAGAGGUGCCUAUGGCUGAAUUUCAUCGUAUCUACGCUGUGAACGUCUUGGCUCCUAUUAUGGUUACUCAGGCGCUUCUACCGUUUCUCCCUCGCGAUAGAUCCGGACGUAUUGUGAAUAUCUCGUCCGUCGCCUCGACUAUGGGAUUCAAAACCCACACUCUUUAUGGAGGUACUAAAGCUGCACUGGAGGCGAUGACGAGAACUUGGGCGCGGGAGCUCGCUGAGAGAGCAACAGUUAACGCAGUAAAUCCUGGGCCUGUGGAGGGAGAUAUGUACUGGGCUGCGGGCGAAGACUUUUGGAAGCAGCUUGAGCCAUUCCAGCUUGCUGCACCCUUGUCUGCGGUUCGAGACACAGACCGGCCAGAACUUGUCAGGCUCGCAAACGAAAGGAUGGCUGGAAGGCGUCCCGCAUAUUGGACCGAGGUCGCUGACAUCGUGGGAAUGCUGUGCGGUCCAGAGUCUGCUUGGUGCACUGGGAGUGUCGUUUGCGCUAAUGGGGGUUUGAGAUUUUCAGUGUAA